Messenger RNA from Vigna unguiculata (cowpea), 365 nucleotides. Its product is annotated as glu S.griseus protease inhibitor-like. The record is from RefSeq and is a predicted model, not a curated record. Gene Ontology annotation, biological process: response to wounding. Gene Ontology annotation, molecular function: serine-type endopeptidase inhibitor activity. NCBI's taxonomy places the organism in Eukaryota, Viridiplantae, Streptophyta, Magnoliopsida, Fabales, Fabaceae.
AAAACAAGAAUUGCAUUAAGAAAACAGAAGAGAAAGAUGUCGGAGUGCAAAGGUAAGAAUUCAUGGCCGGAGUUAGUCGGAGUGGAAGGAUCGGUGGCAGUGGGUACGAUUGAGAGGGAGAAUCCUUAUGUGGAUGCUCACACUGUGCUGAAGGGAUCCAUAGUCACAGCUGAUUUCCGUUGUGACAGGGUUAGGGUUUGGGUCACUAAAGAGGGAAUCGUUUAUAAGACUCCCACCAUUGGAUAGCAACUUCACACUCACUCACUUCAUAUGCUAUAAGUCAUCCAUACAAUAUUUAAAUAAGGAUUUGUCUUCUUCAAUUAUGUUAUUGCUUUCAAAAUAAAAGAAAUUACCUUCUUCAUCUU